UUUCCGCCUUGUCUCCGGUAACGUUAGCUACCUUCUUUUGCGUUUAACUGACCCAGUGUUGCUGAAAAUAUCGUUUGUUUCUGACAAAUACCGUUUUAAUACUUAGACUAAUUCAGUUUAAUAACGCAUAACUCGUUUUUUUAAUGAGAUUUACAGAAAAUCUAGUUUUAAUGACUCUAUAGUUAGUACUAAAACUGGUUGUGUACGGCAACUAGCUAAACAGCUAGCUCCUGUUUUUUUCGCCGCAUCUAAGCGCUAUGGCGGGGAAUCCUCAACAGCAGCAGGCCGUGAGCAAACCUCCUUCAGGGAAACACGGCAACGUUUUACCUCUGUGGGGCAAUGAGAAGACAAUGAAUCUAAACCCUAUGAUUCUCACGAAUGUGUUAUCAUCUCCGUAUUUCAAGGUUCAGUUGUAUGAGCUGAAGACCUACCAUGAGGUCGUGGACGAGAUCUACUUCAAGGUAACCCAUGUGGAGCCGUGGGAGAAAGGCAGCAGGAAGACGGCGGGACAGACUGGAAUGUGCGGAGGGGUGCGAGGCGUAGGCACAGGUGGUAUCGUCUCUACAGCUUUUUGCCUACUAUAUAAGCUGUUCACACUGAAACUAACUCGCAAACAGGUGAUGGGUCUUAUUACACACACAGACUCCCCGUACAUCCGAGCACUUGGCUUCAUGUAUAUACGAUACACACAACCCCCUGCAGACCUGAUUGAGUGGUUUGAGCCCUUUCUAGAUGAUGAGGAGGAGCUGGACGUAAAGGCAGGUGGUGGGUGCGUGAUGACUAUCGGUGAGAUGCUGCGCUCCUUCCUCACAAAACUUGAAUGGUUCUCCACACUGUUUCCACGUAUCCCAGUGCCUGUGCAGAAAACCAUUGACACACAGAUGAAAAACAGACCACGCAAACCACCACAAAAAGAGGGCAAAGAGGAUGAGGAGGAUGGAGACUGGCACCGCUCAAGGUCCCCAAGGAGAACACCAAGCCCUCGGAGAUCCCCAAACCGCUCCCGGAGCCGCAGUCGCCACGGAGAACGGCAUGGAGCCAGCUUCGACCGUGAGCUUGAAAGAGAGAGGGACCGUCAACGCAAAGAUAGAGACAGGGAACGGGAUAGAGUGGAGCGUGACAGGGUUUCAGACAGGGACAGAGAUCGAGAGAGGGAUCGUCGGCAUUCUCAAACCCCAGAUCGUCCCUCAGAGAGGCGAAAGAGUCGCGAACGGAGGAAUGAGCGAAAAGAGCGGGAUGGAGAGAGUGAAAGAGAGCGAAGCCGUCGGAAGGAGCGGGAGCACAAAGAGCGCACAAGUGGCCCAGAGCGAGAAAGGGGGCGUUCAAAAGAUAAGAGGGCCAAAGGAGAUGAUGAUGCACGCCGUCACAAGGAUGAGCGAGAGGAAAGGAGGUACAGGGAAGAGCGUAAGAGCAAGCGGUCAAGCCAAAGUAGGAGUAGAGAGAGGAGGCACAAAGGUGAGCGCUCAAGUAGGAAACAUUCUCGGUCACGCUCCAGGAGCCGUCAGGAACCAGAGGAGAAGAGCAGGAAGCAUGAGUGCAGCCACAGCAAAGAGCACAUGCACAAACACAGUCACAGCCGAGAACGCAGUCACCGCAGAGAUGCCAGCAACGGGAAAGACCAUAUGAGAACGGACACUGAAGGGACUCCAUAAGCUUCCUCCCUCCAGCCCCCCACCCCCACUUUUUUCUUUUCUGUCUCAUCUUAGGACCUUGUUAUGCGCCCCACCAUUGUCCUACUAAGUCACGGUGUAGAUCUCCUGCAACUUUUUCUGUUCCAUUAUACUUUAAGCUAGUAUGGACAUAAAAGGAAAAAAUGUUUAAAUUUUUAAAUAUUUCUUUUGUUUUGAAGAAACUUGUCUGUAUAUAUAAUGCCGGAGAAUGUUUUAAAUCAUUCAGAUGAACAUGUGCCGAGUGAAACUGGCAGCAUAAACCUGCUGAAAUUGUGCUGUGUUGCAUCUUG
Molecule: messenger RNA, 1960 nt
Organism: Hemibagrus wyckioides
Lineage: Eukaryota; Metazoa; Chordata; Actinopteri; Siluriformes; Bagridae
Gene: prpf38b
Product: pre-mRNA processing factor 38B
Exons: 6
Coding region: 258-1652 (464 amino acids)
Cellular component (GO): precatalytic spliceosome
Source: RefSeq, a predicted model, not a curated record